Penicillium brevicompactum is the source of this 504-nucleotide messenger RNA. Its product is annotated as GMF family protein. Gene Ontology annotation, cellular component: actin cortical patch. The record is from RefSeq and is a predicted model, not a curated record. The transcript is spliced from 4 exons. The coding region runs from base 1 to 504 and encodes 167 amino acids. Gene Ontology annotation, biological process: actin filament debranching; negative regulation of Arp2/3 complex-mediated actin nucleation. Gene Ontology annotation, molecular function: actin binding; Arp2/3 complex binding. NCBI's taxonomy places the organism in Eukaryota, Fungi, Ascomycota, Eurotiomycetes, Eurotiales, Aspergillaceae.
AUGUCCGACUCACGACUAUAUUCAUUCUCCCCGGAGACAAAGGAGAAGCUGCGAAAGUUCCGCCUAGGCACAUCGAGAGCCAAGGAUGCGCAAGCUAUUAUUUGUGAGACUCCUACUCCACUACGUCGGGAGGAGUGUGAAGGGUACGCUUUUGUUGCAGCGCUGACUGGUAGCGUGGCAGAUAUCAUUGAUGCAAAGACCCAGGAGAUUAGACCUCAGGAUGACGAGGUCUAUUCUAAGAUGGAGGAUCUUGCAGAUGACCUCCCCGAGUCAUCGCCAAGAUUCAUUCUUCUCAGUUACCCAUUGACAACGAAGGAUGGUCGUCCUUCUGUCCCUUACGUUCUACUUUACUGGCUCCCCGAGAACUGCAACCCGAUGCAGCGGAUGUCGUAUGCCAACGCAGUGGAGCUGAUGCGUACCAGUGCCCAGGUGAACAGAGUCAUUGAGGUGGAGACCGACGACGAUAUCAUCGAUAUCAAGGACAAGCUGACCGGGUCGGACUAA